AUGAGGAGCCGUAUAAACCCCGCCACUGCAGAGUUUGGAGCUGUGUUGAAGGCGAGGCAACAAGCGUAUCUGAGUGGCUGCUGCGCGCAAGGAGCGAGUAACUUUCACUUUGGGCACAGUUGUGCGCUGAUUAGAGCGGCAGCUGGAUGGAGAGCUGGCUCCAGACGUGAGCGCUCGGCUUUCAGAGAGGAUGAGGCUGCGCACCGAGACGGACUGCUCCGCACGCACGAUGGGACCCAAGACUUUCACUUGUCGGAACCAACAAACGAGGAGAACGCGCCAGGGUCUGUCAUCGGAAACCUGGCCAAGGACAUGUCCUUGAGUCUGUCUCACUCUUCUAAGUCCAAUUUCAGGAUGAUGAAACAAUUCAACGAUUCAUUUAUUAGAGUGAGAGAAAGCGACGGGGAGCUCAGUGUGGGAGAACGAAUUGACAGGGAGAGACUGUGCAGGCACUCUCCACAGUGUCUCAUUACUUUUGAUGUGGUCAAUUUUUCAAAAGAGCGCUACAAAUUGAUUCACGUUGAGGUGGAAAUAAAGGACAUCAAUGACAACUCCCCGGAGUUUCCAAACAGGGAGUCUAUAGUGGAGAUUUCUGAGAAUGCUCUGGUGGGCUCCAGGAUCCCCCUGGACCCAGCAGUGGAUGCGGACGUGGGCUCCAACUACAUCCAGAGCUAUCAGGUUUCUGUGAACAGCCACUUUACCAUAGAUGUGCUCCAAAGAGCGGAUGGGGUUAAAUAUGCGGAAUUGGUGCUAAUGAAGGAGCUGGACAGAGAGACACAGUCCUCUUACACUGUGGAGCUGGUGGCCACAGAUGGGGGCAACCCGCCCAGAUCCGGAUCCGCCAACGCGAUGCACAGGUCACAAAGCAAGCGACACUAUGGGGAGUUGGAUGUGGUUGUGGGGGGGGGGGGUGGGUUAAGAAGGGGGGAGGAUGUUAGUUUUGUGGGUUGGAGGGGGGGUUGUGUGGUGGUGGGGGGUUGUUGUUGGAAGAUUUGUGAUGGGUGUUGUUUUGGUUUUUUUAAAGGGGGGGGUUGGUGUUUGUUUGUUUGUUUUGGUAAUUUGUGGAAUGGUGGUGGGGGUUGGUUGUUUGGAGUUGUGGUAUGUGUGUUUGGGGUUUGUUGUAGGGGGGAUGGAUUAUGUUUGGGUGUGGGGGGGGGGAUGGGGGGGGUGGGUGUAUUGGAGAGAGGAAGGUGGGGGGGGGGGGGGGGGGGGGGGGGUGGUUGUGUUUUGAGGAUGUUUUUUGAUAGGGGGGAGGGUUUGGGUGUGGUUGGAGUUUUUGGUAUAGGGGGGUGGGGUUUUUUUGGGUGGGGUUUUUGUGGUGUGGGGGAGUGGGGGUUUUGUUGUGUUGGUUUGGGUUGUUUUUUAGGGUGUUGUGUUGUGGGGUUGGGGGUUGGUUGUUUGUUGUGGUUGUGGGGGUGUGGUUUGUUGUUUUUUUUGGUGGUUUUUGGAUUUGUGGUGGUGGGUUGGGGUGUUAGGGGGGGGGGGGGGUUGGGGUUUGGUGGGGUUUGUUUUGGGUGGGGGUGGGUUUGUGGGGGGGUGAGGUUGGGGUUGUGUUUGGUGGGUGUGGGGGGGGGGGGGUGGGUGUGGUUGGGGGUGUGGGGGGGGGUGAUGGGUUUGGUUUGUGGUUGUUGUUGGGGGUUGUGGGUGUUUGGGGUGGUGGUGUGGGGUGGUGUGGGGGGUGGGUGGGUGGGGGGUGGGGUGGGGUGUGGGGUUGGGUGUGGGGUUGGGUUUUGGGUUUGGGGUUGUGUUUGUUUUUUUGGGUGUGAUUGUUUUUUUGGUGGUUUUUUGGUUUUUUGGGUUUGGGGGUGUGUUUUUUUUUUGGGGAGGGUGUUUUGGGUGGUUGUUUGGUUUGGGGGGUUUGUUUGGUUUGGGGGGUGGGGGGGGGGGGGGGGGGGGGGGGUUUGGGGGUGGGGGGUUGGGGGGGGGUGGGGGUGUGUGGUGGGGGGGGUUGGGUGGGGGGGGGGGGGGGGGGGGGGGGGUGGGUGUGGGGGGGGUGGGGUGUUGUGGUGGGUGUGUGGUUUGUUGGUUGGGUUGAGGUGGGUUGGGGGGGGUGGUGGUGGGGGGUGGUGUGGGGGGGGUGGUGGGUUUUGGGGGGGGUGGGGGUGUGUGGGUUUUGGUGGGUUUUGUGGGUUUGGGGGUGUGGGUUUGGUGGGGGUUGUUGGUUUGUGGUUGGGUUGUUGUUGGUGUGUUUGGUGUGUUUGUGUUGGGGUGGGUUGUGGAUGUGGUUGGGGGGUGUGGGGGUGGUUUUUGGUUGUUGGGGUGUGGGUUUUGUGGGUGGGGUUGGUGUGUGGGGUUUGUUGGGUGGGGUGUGGGUUGGGUUGUUUGGUUUUUUUUGUUGUUGGUGGGUGGUGGGGGUGGGUUUUGGUGGUGGUUGGGGUGGGUGUUGUGGGGGUGUGGGUUUUGGGGUGGGGGUGUUUGUGUUGUGGGUGGUGGGGGGGGGUGGUGUGUUGGGGGGGUAGGUGGGGUUAUGUUUUGUGUUGUUUUGGUGGGUGUGUGGGGGUGGUGUUAGGUUUUGGUGGGGGGGGGUUGGGGUUGGGGGGGGUGUGGGUUUGUUUGUGGGUGGGGGGGGGGUUUGGUUGUGUUGGUGGUUGGGGUGGUGUGUGUUGUUGGGUUGUUUUGGUUUGUGGGUUGGUUGGUGGUGUGUUUUUGUUGUUUUGGGGGGUUUGUGGGGUGUUGUGGGUGGGGGUGGGGGGGGGGUGGGUGGUGGUUGGGUUUUGGGUGUUGGGGGGUUUGUUGGGGGGGGGGUGUGGGGUGGUUGUUGUGUUGGGGUGGUGGGGGGGGGGUUGGGAUUUGUUGGGGGUGUGGGUGUUGGGGGGGGUUGUGUGGGUUUUGGGUGGGUGGUGGUGUUUUUGUUGGGUUGUGGGUUGGGUGUUUUGGGAUUGGUGUUGUUUGGUGGGGGGUGUUGUGUGUGUGGGGGGUGUGGGUGGGGUUGUGUGUGGGUUUGUUGGUUUGGGGGGGUUUUUGUGGGGGGGGGGUGUGGGUUUUGUUGGGGGGGUUUGGUGUGGUGGGGGGGGGUUUUUGUGGGGGGGGUUUUUUGGGUUGGUGUUGGGGGGGGGGGGGUUGUGGUGUGGGUGGGGGUGGUUUGGGGGGGGGUGUAUGUUUUUGUGUGUUGUGGGGUUGUGGGUGUUUGUUGUGUGUGUUGGUGUUUGUUUGGGGGGUUGGGUGUGUGUGUGGGGUUGGGUGGGUUGUGUUGGUUGGUUUUGUUUUUGGGUUGUUGUGGUAGUGGGGUGUUGUUUUUUGGGUUGUGUUUUGUUGUUUUGUUGGGUAUUUGGGGGUGUUGUUAGUUGGUUGUUUUGUUUUGGGUGGGAUUGGGUUGGGGGGGGUAGGAGGGGGAAUAUGAGGGGGUUGUGUGGGGUGUGUAUGGGUGGUGUUGAUGUGGGUGGGGGGGUGUUUUUUGAGGGGUGGUGGAUUUGGGUUGAUUUGGGGGUGGGUUGGGGUGGUAGGUUGUGGGGGGGGGGUUUAGUUGGGGGGGGGGGGGGUUGGGGGGGGGUGGUGUGUAUUAAGUUGUUUUGUGGGGGUUGUGUUUGGGUUUUUGGGGUUUUGGGGGGGUUUUGGGUGGUGUGGUGGGUGGGUUGGGGGUGUUGGGGGUUUUGUGUGUUUUUUGUUUGGGGGGGGUGUUGGUUGGGUGUUGUUUGGGGGGGGGUGUUGGUGGUUUUGGGUUUGUAUUGGUGUUGGUGGUGUGAGGUUUGUUUUGGGUGUUGUUUUGGGGGGUUUGGUUUGGGGGGGGGGUUUGUUUGUGUUUUGUGGUGGGGGGGUGUUGGGGGGGGGGUGUGUUGGGUUUUGGGGUUGGGUUGUGGGUGGGGGGGGUGGGGGUGUGUGUUGUUUUUGGUUGUGGUGUUGUGGUGGGGGGGGUGA
Molecule: messenger RNA, 3855 nt
Organism: Knipowitschia caucasica
Lineage: Eukaryota; Metazoa; Chordata; Actinopteri; Gobiiformes; Gobiidae
Source: the annotation of a GenBank genome assembly